Molecule: messenger RNA, 3385 nt
Organism: Clarias gariepinus (North African catfish)
Lineage: Eukaryota; Metazoa; Chordata; Actinopteri; Siluriformes; Clariidae
Gene: tmc6b
Product: transmembrane channel-like 6b
Exons: 21
Coding region: 213-2621 (802 amino acids)
Cellular component (GO): plasma membrane
Molecular function (GO): mechanosensitive monoatomic ion channel activity
Source: RefSeq, a predicted model, not a curated record
GCAAAAUGCCAAGAAGACUUCAAGUGCGAGCUAGUUACAAAUCUGAUGUACCUCCAAAUUAGCUUGGAACUGUCUUCACUAAUGGGAGUGCAAAGAGCUUUUCCAUGGAGUUAGCUGAUGGAGCCGAAUGACAGGAGGUAGGAGCAAGUGCUCGUCUGUGUCUGUGGACUUUGCAUGACUAGUUGAGGCAGGACCCUCAGACUACAGUAAAGAUGGCGCAUCGUGGUGUGAGCUUCGACAUAGAUGACCACUUCAUGGAGGCAGGACCAGAAAGCCCUGCAGAUGAGGAUGUGGUUCAUGACUCCUUCACUCGGCUUAUUGAAGAACAGACCCAAGAUCUAAAUAGUUAUCAAGAGGCGAUAGAGAUGAACCCUCUUCAGGAAGAAUCCGAUGAUUUCUUACCCUUUGCUCUUGAUGAGCAGGGGGGCGCGACUGAACCGUUGGUGGAAGAGCGCUGGUCCUCAGACACACUCAGGGUUCUUUCCUCAAUGCCCAGCCGCACCAUUGGACGCAGUCGAGGCGCCAUCCUUUCCCAAUGUUAUUCCCGCACCAUGCAGAUGUGCAGGCACAGACAAAGCCGACCCUCAAUCCGCUCUUUCUCUCGCUCCGCCCGGCCCAGCAUCUGUGGCUAUCGUGUUGACAGCAACUCUGAGAACUUCGACAGGGAAGCAGAGAAUAAGAGGGAGCGGCUGGUAAAUAACUUGCAGAACCUGUCUGCGGGUGAUCGCGUGCGCAUGAUAAAAGCUAUUCCCUUGAACUUGGAAGAGAGGCGGAAACUCAGCCAUUUGGCCAACUCUGGCCGGUCUACCUACCUCGACCAAGUCCCGUGCUGCAGCCACCUCAGAGAUUGUUUUGUCAUUUCUCUGAAACAAAGGUGGUACACCUGGCUGUCCUUCGUCUCCUCACUGCAGUUAUGGCAGACAGCUCUGAAGACAGUCAGUGGCCGCUUCGGGACUGGUGUCCUCUCCUACUUCGUCUUCCUCAGGAAGCUUUUCUUCUUUAAUGUAUUCCUUUUCCUCAUAAUGGGGCUGUUUCUAGUGAUUCCUCAAGCCGUGCAGCUUCCAAAACAAACCAGAUCUAUGCUCUACGGCCUGGAGGUGCUCACCGGGACGGGUUAUUUUAAAGACUCUGUGAUGUACUACGGCUACUAUAUUAACUACACUUUUAUAAAGACCUGCAGUGAUGGGAACCAGAGUAUCUGUAGCUCUCAUCUAUCCUAUAAUAUGCCUCUGGCCUAUUUCUUCACCAUCGGAGUGGCAUUCUUCAUCACCUGCAUCAUCCUCGUGUACAGUAUGUCCAAGUCAUUUGGACAGAGUUUUCGAAUUGACCGGUCCAAAGGUUUACUUGCCAUAAAGGUCUUUAGUUCUUGGGAUUUUAAAGUCAGUAAGAAAUCCUCUGUUGGACUGCAAUCUGAAAACAUCACUACUCAGCUCAAAGAGCUCUUAGCAGAGGUGAACCGUGAGAAGGUGAAGUCUCCUUUACUUCAGCGCGUGCCAGUUUUUCUCAUCCAGUCACUUGCCUGGAUCAUAUGCAUCGUGAGCACUGGAGUGUGUUCCCUCGGCGUCUACUACUUCUGUGUAUAUGUGCAUAAGAGUUACAUAAACAGUACUGACCGUUCCGGACUGCUGGAAGAAGCUAGAAUGCUGGCUCUCCCCGUGGUUGUGUCAUCCAUUAAUCUGCUCCUGCCCGGCUUCUUUAAUGUCGUGGCCUGGAUGGAAGACUACGAGUCGCCGAGCACACACAACUACAUUGCCAUUUUCAGGAACUUGAUGUUGAAAAUGAGCCUGCUUGCAGUUUUGUGCCAUCACUGGCUGGGUCAGGUAGCAACUGGCCAAAAUAAAUCACUGUGCUGGGAGAGUUUUGUGGGGCAGGAGCUGUAUAGAUUCCUGUUAAUGGACUUCAUCUUCACAAUGCUCGAUACCUUCUUUGGGGAGUUUCUGUGGCGGUUGUUUUCACAGAAGGUUCUGAAGAGGGAAAGAAAGCCAGUGUUUGAUAUUGCCCGGAAUGUUCUCGAGCUCAUUUAUGGACAGACAUUAGCUUGGUUGGGAGUUCUGUUUUCACCCCUCCUGCCUGUAGUGCAGGUUAUCAAGCUGUUCCUGAUUUUCUACAUGAAAAAGACAAGUCUGAUGAUGAACUGUCAGGCUCCCAGAAAGGCAUGGAGGGCGAGUCAGAUGACCACCUUCUUCAUUACCCUCCUCUGCUUCCCAUCUUUCCUGGGUGCAUCAGUGUGCGUCACCUAUACCAUGUGGACGAUCAGACCCUCCGAGAACUGUGGGCCGUUCCGUGGCCUCGCCACCAUGUUUCAAGCAGGAAAAGUAUGGGUGAAAGAGCUGGCCACUAAUAACAGUCAUCUGACCUGGCUCCCUUUUGUUCAUUCAUACCUGGUGGAGAACCCUUUCUUCCUCUUUCUCACUGCUGGAAUCUUCAUAAUAGUUAUCUAUUUCCACAGCCAAGUGGUGGAUGGACAGAGGAAGAUUAUUGAGCUGCUACAGGAACAGAUUGAAAAUGAGGGAGAAGACAAGAAGUUCCUCAUUACUCGAUUACAAGACAUCCACGAGCAGAAACGUCCACGUUCCCAGCAUCACAGCAGGGCAACCAGAGAGGAGUCCAGUUUCACAUGACUUUGCCAUGAAGUCACCAGCUCUUCAGUGGGAAAAGAGUUAAGUUGCAACUGGAGCCCCCUGCUGUCGCAGAUCUGUGUUACAGGCUAACAGAAGUAACAUAGCUAGUUCUGCACAGGCAUUACCCUACAGCUUGGCAUCACACCGAUCGAUGGACUUAAGCUUUUACUUUACUGCCCAGAAACAUUUUAUUACUCCUCAAACCAGUUUUGAAAAACAUAUUUUUAUCUUGCAUGGACUUGCACAGUUCUAGAAAUGCUUUCUAGUAUAUUUCUAGUAAAACAUUUUACAUCCAAGAAAGUAGGAAACUGAUGUUGUAGCAGGAAGUGAACUGCGUAUAUAUACUGUAUGCACCUGAGAAAACAUAUAAUUAUGUAAGCAAGGCUGUGAACAACAUAUUUAUAUAAUGGUCAAUUUAAUAUGUAAAGAUCAGUUUAAUAUGUGUUUUAAAUCUAAGGGUUUUUUACAGUGUCUCAUCACAAAUGAUACAUAAACGUGGGAGGGAAGAACCACUGAACAAAGGGAUAGUUCCAUUUUGGUCAUGUCUUUUAACAGUUUUUCAUACAGUAUGUGAUUUUAUAUGAUAAUUUUUGUAUUACUGUGUUUUAAAUAAAUUUUAAAGAUGUAAAGUCUACAUUUAAGGUAUACCUGUGAUACACAAUGAAAAGUCAUAAGUUCCUGAACAUUUGCAUUCUGACCACUAGGAUGCUGUGGCAAUAUUUAAUCACAGUUAUAAAAUGUUGUGCCAGGAGCAGAGUGACGUU